Molecule: messenger RNA, 12797 nt
Organism: Acanthopagrus latus (yellowfin seabream)
Lineage: Eukaryota; Metazoa; Chordata; Actinopteri; Spariformes; Sparidae
Gene: crebrf
Product: creb3 regulatory factor
Exons: 9
Coding region: 131-2320 (729 amino acids)
Biological process (GO): response to unfolded protein; regulation of transcription by RNA polymerase II
Cellular component (GO): nucleus
Molecular function (GO): DNA-binding transcription factor activity, RNA polymerase II-specific; RNA polymerase II transcription regulatory region sequence-specific DNA binding
Source: RefSeq, a predicted model, not a curated record
CCAGCACUCGCCGAUCGUCCUGUUUACCAGUUAUUUAUUUUGCUGAUCGGACGACCUCACACCACCACCACUGGGACCGGACAGGAGGCCCAGAGGUUCCCCCCGCUGGACCUCUAAGCUGUGCCUGGCGAUGCCUCAGCCCAGCGUCAGUGGGAUGGAGCCUCCCUUUGGGGACGCCUUUCAGAACUACUCGUUUGCUGACCAGGCCCUGACCAGCACUGAGCUGCUCGCCACCAGCUCUGACCCAGAUUUCAUGUACGAACUGGACAGAGACAUGACCCAUCGACAGAGCCCCUGUGGGGACAGCGUGGUGGGGGUCGGGGACGGAGGGAAGGAGGUGGAGGGCUGCGUGGAUCAGCUGAUGGGUCUGGGCGAGUGCGAGACGGUCUACAGCAGCUCAGCGUUCGAACAGUGGGACUCCUACUGGGAAGACCUCACCAGAUACACUCGGCUGGCCAGCUGUGACAUCUGGGGUACCAAAGAGGUGGACUUCCUUGGCCUGGAUGACUUCUCUAGUCCCUACCAGGACGAGGAAGUGAUUGGUCGAACCCCGACGCUUGCUCAGCUUAACAGCGAGGAUUCGCAGCCCGUGUGUGAGGCUCUCUACCCCCCUGCUGACCUGACCCUGUCCACCCCCCAGCCUCAGCCUCAGCCGUCCCAGCUUCCCUGUCACAGUAAGAGACCCCUGAUCCCUGGACAAGGAUUGGGCCCCGGAUCUGUGCGGCCCUCCCUGAGCUCCACAUCUUCCUCCCGUCCCUCCCGCAGCCUUCUCCCAGACUUCCCAGAAGGCUCCCAAAAAGCCACCAGGCCCGUCCCCUCCAGCACCGAGACCAUGGCCAAGACCCAGAACCUCCUCAGUCUCACCCAGGACUACGGCCAAGCUCAAACCAAGCCCCACGGCCGAGGAGCCAAGAUGGCGGCCCCGACUUCUCAUGGCUCUGACUUUGUGCGGAAGGCCAAAGUCCGUGUGAGUGCUGUGCAUAAAACUCUUCCUGACAAGCCCCCCCAGACGGAUUUCGAGAGGUCUGAUCCCCCUCUACCUCUCUCCCAGCCCCAAGAAGAGAAGGCCUCCACUUCGGCGAGCGCCGCCUUGGUGGGACUUCCUGCUGCAGCAGCCAGCGGCUCCAGCAGCCUGACGAGCUUUGAGAGGAGGUCAGAGGGGCCAGGGAGGAGAGAGAUUCCUGUAGGCUGGUCCGCCGCAGUGCCUCAUCUUAUCGAGGCGAGUCAGGCCCUGGAGAGCAGCACCUCUGCCACAAUCGGCGGCGGGGACGGCGUGGCGGGAGCUAGCGGCGGCGUUGUUGAGGGUACAGAGAAGAGCAAGGAAGAGGAACACAACUACUCUCUGUUCCUGACCCGCAGCAGACUGGCCAGCAGAGCCCAAUCCCUGCUGGAUGAGGAGGAGGAGGAGGAGGAGGAUGAGGAAGAGGCGGAGGAGGAUGAAGGCGACGGGCUGGAGCUCGACGACGAAGACCACGAUGAGGGUUUUGGCAGCGAGCACGAGCUGUCGGAGAAUGAGGAGGAAGAGGACGAGGAGGAGGAUGAAGACUACGAAGCAGACAAGGAUGACGACAUGAGCGACGCCUUCUCCGAGCCAGGCUGCGACAUGGAGCUGAUGGAGGACAUUAAAGGCCUGACAGCAGGAGUCUCCAGCCGGAAGAGAGGCAAGCGCCGCUACUUCUGGGAGUACAGCGAGCAGCUCACCCCCUCCAAACAGGAACGUAUGCUAAAGCCGUCUGAGUGGGACAGACACACGCUGCCUAGCAACCUGUACCAGAAGAACGGGCCUCUCCACGGAAAGUAUAUGCUGAAGAAAUCUCGCCGCACUGACGUGGAGGAUCUGACCCCCAACCCACGCAAGCUGCUGCAGAUCGGCACCGAGCUCCGCAAACUGAACAAGGUGAUCAGCGACUUGACCCCCGUGAGCGAGCUGCCGCUGACUGCACGGCCGCGGUCCCGCAAGGAGAAGAACAAGCUGGCGUCCAGAGCGUGCCGUCUAAAAAAGAAGGCCCAGUAUGAAGCAAACAAGGUGAAGCUCUGGGGACUCAGCACAGAGUACGACCGACUGCUGUUUGUGAUCAACGCCAUCAAGGAGGAGAUCGUGGUGCGAGUGGAGGACUCUUCUCCGCGUCCGACCAACAUGACUGACACUCUGGAGCAUCUCAUCCAGGAGACACUUGGUGAGAACAAUUUACAGCUGACAGUGGCAUCACCUGUUGCUGGGCAGACUUCGGACUUCGUCAACAAGAUCUUGGACAACACAGGACGCGGGGAUCCCACCGGCGGACUGGUCGGCCUGCGAGUCCCCACCUCCAAAAUCUAGACAGAAGCGCGGUCCACUAAGAGGAGUGGACUAUUCCCACCGUGCUGUCCUAUUGUAACUAUGCUCCCCUCUGCAUGCCCCUCCAACCCAGAGUACACACACAUUGUUAGUCACACAAACACACAUACCACUCCCUGUGCGUAUGUAUGUGUGCUUGUUGUCGCCAUGCACCCGUAUGGCGUACACCCUAGCUUCCUGUCUCUGCGCGCCCUGUGCAGAAACAGUGCGUCACUGUCUCCCAACCCAUCGUGAGAGUCUGUUGGGAAAAGCGCCUCAAAAAGCAAGGGAUGGCUCGGUGUACAGCGAAUAGCAUGUUCUAAAUCCACUGGUGAUUACUAGAUGUGUUUUAACAUAGCGUUGUGUAGGGUCGGUUCUGACAGUCACACGAGUGUAACCACUGGAAUACUACGACACAAUUUGUUUGAGGUUGUGAUGACAGAGGAGGAACUGUUACACGUCAGACACCAUCAAAAGGUUCAAAAAGAUCAAGUUAACAUUUUUCGAGACGAGGUUAUAACCUCACAUGGCAACACAAAUUAACUCCAGGAUGUUAAAUUGGCCCACUCAGUGAAGUUUUCGGGGUGGCAGGAAAUAUUUUGUUUUGAAGGCUUAAAUAUGUUCGUGCCACCCCCCGCCCCCCUGUUUGCCAAUCAGGUCUUCUGUUGAUAAAAUAUCGAUGUUGACUUUUAGCAAAAAUGAAAGUAGUAGAAGCUGAAAGUUCAAACGAGACUGUCAGCAGGAGCGACAGACAUCCUGCCGAGUCGCAGGAGGAAGCUUAGCGUCUAUUUUUGAAGACGCCGACUUAAACAAGAGGAGGUAGUUGACCAUGUGGAGAGGAAGCGUAUGUAGUUUGGUGCUUUUUGGCCUUGUGCUGGUUAUAACUGGACUGUGUGAAAUGGACAUUUUGCCAGUGUGGGAGCAGAUUGUGAGGAAGAUGAUGAUGAUGAUGAUGGUGGUGGUGGCGGUGAUGAAGAUGACAUUAACAGUGAUCCAUCUCCUCGAGGAAACUGUACAUAAAAGCGUCUCCCAGGUUAAAACCGGCUCCCCCUUUUUUGUACAGUAGAGACGGCCAGGCUAACAGUUUGGUGUGUUCAUACUAGUGUUUGAUCAGAGUUCUAUUCAUUGUGCCUUGUGUAUGUAUGUGUGUGUGUUUCUGUAAGUCUGAGUGAGUGUGAGUGUGUGCAAGGGACUGAAUGAGAGGAGGUGAUUGGUCAGAACUCCCUGAGGUCCAGCCAAGGAGAGGCCUACAUUACACUGAGGGAGAUAGUUAUUGAAUGUGAGGAGGGAGGCACCUGAGGGGGUUUGUUGUGUAUUUCAGUUGUCUGAAGAUAUUCUGAAUGUACAUAAAAUGAAACGGAAGCUCUCGUUGCGUGAUGCCACAGAGUCUGUGUAUAUAGGAGGGCUCUGCAAUAGAUUACUUUUGGUUUUUGGUACUCUUGUCUUUAGGGAUCGGGGGAGGGUUAACAUAUAUUUUCGUUUUAGAGUUACAAAAAAAAAAAUAUUUGCACACUAUAUUUUGAUUGUUUUUUGUACCAAAGACACAUGCAACGAAAUGGCGACCAGCCAGUUAAAGUAAGGUUUUGCACAGCUUACCUGACGCCGUAUUGAAUGUAAGAAACGUGGGAGGGUCAGGGAACUUCAUUGAACUGUGAAAUUAGCUUGGGUCCAAUUCUGUACAGAAAAGGAACAUUCAUUCAUUUCUUUUUUUUUUUUUAAAUCUAAAAAUUAACCCCAUCUUUGGGCUUCUCCAGUAGAUUUGUUGCCUAGCGAGCACUUCAUUCCUGAACUGAUUCCUCCCGCCACGUGCUAAUUGUGUUAACGGCGCUAUCUAGGACAAAAACCAAGAGCGCUAGUAGAUAAGCUAUGUUACAUUUUUGCCUGUUUGUCAAGAUGUCACCAACAAUAACCAAAACGUUUUGUUCCUGUGUCACUUAUUUGAUUUUCUGUAUGUAGACGAGAUCUAGUUCAUCAACAAAAUAUUAACUGAGUUGUGUUUUAAAGUACUGUAUAUAGAAGCAUUAAUGAUAUAUCUAUCGAUGGUGAAAUGCCACUUUUCAUGACAAUUGAUUCAUUUUUAAGCAUGACACAUUUCUAAAGCCUAUCCUUGCAUCGAGAAAGUUAGAGGAAAAAAAAACACAAAACCAAAAAAAAAAGGUUCUUGUUAUAUUUUUGUACUUUAGCUGCCUGCUAGCUUUCCUGUUGGUUUGGGAGUAUUUGUUGGUCAGACAGGAGUGAAGAGAAGGAGAUGUCCAUCUGAUAGUUUAUGAAGCUACACUUGACCCCUCUUCGCCGACUGAAGUGAAAUGUUGGAGAAUCGGGGCUGCAGCGGUCUAGUUUGAAUGGUCUAUAAAGAGAAUGAGGACAUGCUGCCUUUAGUGAAGAGAUGUUGUCUCAGAAAGAAAGCCAAAGCAUCGUACUUUAGUCCCAGUUUCAACACUGUGCAUUGUUACUUAGAUUUUCUCCCGUAUUCCCUCUCGAAAUUUUGCAUUUCCUGGGAUUGACAUCGCCGCCUUCGAGGUUGCAUUGCCGAAUUUUUACCUGCCUGGCCUUCGGUCCUCAGCAUCCAUCCUUCCUGACCGGUCACAUCUGCAGAGAAUGACUUUGUUGACUUUGCUUACGGAAACAAACAGAGUUACAAUUUUGUCCAACGUUUAAAAAAAAACAAAAAAAACUAAGAACAUGCAUGAUGCCUGCAUGCCUGCCCCUCCUGCAGCCCCCCACACAGGACACGCUGCCAGUCCCAGGAAAUGUAAAACUCAACCAGAAUUCACGCGGCUGAAUUCAGAAAGUGCUCCUUCACCGAAUGAUGUCUGAUGAUGAUGAAGCAGAGCUGUGGUCUUUGUGUGAUUGAAGAACAGCUAGUGCUACAUACAGUAUAUAUAUACAUAUAUAUAUAUAUUUUUACUGUUUUCCGUUCCGUCUAAAAAGGGAGAAAUGGUGCUUUUUUUCUGAAACUAGAAUGAUGAGUAUCCAUGAUUCUUAUUUAGUCUAGUUGUAGCCUAAUGACUUGCUCUCCCCCUUACCGUCCAUAGCUAUUUUCUUAGUAGUGAUUCAUUUUUUGUAAAUAGACUAUAAGUUAAUAUGUAUCUUCUAAAUGUUAGAUAUAUGUAUAGAAUACUCUAUCUUAUAUGUUUGAAAACAAAAGCACUUUGUCCAAAAAAGGAAAAAAACAAAAAAACAACAACAAAAAAAAAACAAAACAAAAAGAAAAGCAUUUUUUUCUUCCAUUUGCUGCUAAAAGGCCUGGUGUGAAUGCUGCAAGUGUACUUGACGACUACUUGCUAGGAUAGGUCUUGUACCUCACCUGGCUAGGUGUAUAAUCUAGCGAGGAGUAGGUGUUCGGCCUGGCGAGGGUUACAUCUACAUGUUUCUGGAGCCGUGAAAUGAUAUGAGGCGUUGCUCGAGAGCGUAUCAUUCCUUGGCUUCGGGAAGUCCAGUGUCUUGACCGGAUAUGUCUAUUUCCUGAUCAGGGGAUAGGUCGUGUGUUUGUGGUCUUAAAAAACAAAAAAAAUAGAGGGUUUUGAUUCCAGGGCCCCUACAUUGAUCCUGAUGCUGACCCCCUUGGCGUCUUGAUUCAUUUGCCUUCAGUAGAGGUUUCCUAUGGAAAAACAGUCUGCUUUGGCUUCCUCUUCAGGGUGAUGUACAGUGUAGACACAUUUCUCCAGAGAGCUAUAUUGUUAUCAUUUGUAAACUGAUUUCUACUUGUGACUUAAUGCGGAGGGGUGUAGCCUGGGGCGGCCCGGGAGGAGCCCGUUUGAAAGAUGUUCUUCCGGGCCGCCUUGGGGGAAGUUACUUUAUCACUGUACUGUAUGGCAAGCCAAUUACAAAUGGAGACUCAAUCCGGACACUUAUUGCCUUCUGAAACUUUUCACUUACAUACAAACAAAAAUAAUAACGUGGCAGACGUGUCUGUUGCCGAGGGGAGUGCCCGAGGUUCACGACGCUGUCCGCCAACAUACGGUCAAUAACAACAACAACAAUAACAACAAAACCAUUCAGCCUGAUUGGCUCAAAACAACCUUGACUGAAGUAGCAGACGUGGCGAAAUAUAUCUGACAAAAACGGCUUCAAAUAUUUGAACUACUCGUGCUCAGUUGUAUCUUUUGGAACAGUAUUUGAGGCAUUUUUUUUCAGCGAGGAUUUCGGCCCAGGUCUGGUAGGGGGUCAACAGCGGUUAAAGGGCCACUGGUUGACAAGACAUUAGACCAGAGAAGCGUGUGUGUUUUGCUGUCGAUCACGAGGCUGGUUCAAGAAAGAGUCCUCACAGGUUUUUACAUUUAACAUGAUAGGUGCAAGCUGUGCAACUUUACAUUCAAACCAGGAGACUCUGUGGCAUUUUAACAGUCAAGGAGUGAGUGAAAAUCCACGCCAGUAAAACUAUUCCUUCUUCUUUUUAUUUCUGAUGACAUAGAUCCUAUACAGUCAACUAUUAAGCUAAUAGAGUGUGUAACUUUGUGCUACUCUUGUCCAAUAAAAGCUAAGUGGAUCCAUAAAGCUCUUCUUCAGCAAAUCAGGGUAAUAUCGUUCUUCUAUCUGACAUAUGUGAUGACAUAUAAAAUCAAAAGAAAAUAUAUUUAUGUAUUCCAAUUAUUGUCGCCAUUCUUUACUCUGUACAAAAUAUUUUGUGUGUGUGCGUGUGUAUGUGUGUUAUGAAUUAUCAAUGUCAAUCAAUAUAGUGCAAUGCUCUUUACACAAACUGAAGAAAAAAAAAAAAAAAGGCCAACAGACUUGUCACAAGAAUUCAAAGUUUCUCCGCUUUUCUUAUUAAACUGGUAUUCAGACACACACAACCUACAACAUUCUCCUCUCACGAAAGGAUUUGAUUCUGGUUUCCAGCUGUGAUCCAACUGGGGCGUGUCACAUGGUGCUGAUCACUUUUCACUAUCCCAGAAAUAAUUCAACAAUUAGAAUCUGUAUUCAGACCUGCUUGUGAAUACGGCUGUCCAUGUGAUUGUUUUCAGUAACUGUCAUCAGACCAGACUUCCCUGUCGGACCAAUCAGAGGAAGAUUCACACGUACUUUUGCUCUAAACAACAACGGACUGUUUUAUUUUCUGUCGUACUGAUCGGAUCAUUAAUGUUGAGCAUACCUUGGUUUUCCUUUUUGUAAAAGUCAGACUCCUGGAUUUCACACCACAGCACAAAGUCAAAGAGGAUUUUUACUCUGUUUGAGGAGGUGCGAAAUAAUCACCGAUAUUCUGGUGUGUCGUUUGGUUGAUUUGGAAUUUUUUUUUAAUGUUAUCAUGAGAAAAUAAUGUAAUUAAAAUGAAACAAGUUUACUUUGUAUUAAAAAAUUCCAAGAGGAAAUAUUCGGUAACGCCUUUUUAAAAUUUUAUUAUCAUGUCUGUAAUUUCCAAAUAAUUUCAGUUAAAUGUACAACAAGGAAUUGUCGAUUAUGAAAGUACAGCACUUAAUAUUCCAUGUUAUAAUUAUUAAUCAUCACUAUGCUUCCUAACAGCUGAGAUUAAAAAAAGAAGUGUAUUAAAAAUAUGUUGCAUCUUUCUUUCAGUCGCUUCCAAACCAAAAUCAGAGGAGGUGGUGCUCGUGCUGCAUUUGUCCACAGGGGGCGCCAGAAUCAGCAGAUAUUAAAGUUCCUUGUUGCCUCUUUAAGGUUUCUUGAAACAACUUUAAAGUUUGGUAACAGGGAAAAUAAAAGACAGCGUGUUAUUGAUACACUUUAAGUUAAUUAAUUUCACUUUUUGUGAAAAAAACCUUUAUGUUCAAUUAUAUUUGCUGCACUGAUCUAUAUUUCUUUAUUGGUUAUAGGACGUCUGAUAUACGGAUAUUAAUGAUAAAUUGUUGCAUUUAAAACCAAAAUAUUGACAUUGUGUUAAUAAUAAACAUAUGAUAAUACUGUGUAAUUAAUCCAGCACCUUCCUGUGUAUCUUUAUGCAUCAUUCAGCUCAUUAUUGUGGUUUUUACAGGCCACCAUUUAACUUUUAGUUCAGUCUCAAAUCUUUCACUAACAGGACGUUGUUUCCAAUGAAAAACCUCUAAAACCCACCACAGAAAAAUGUGAACGACAGUUAUCAACUAGCUAGUGAACAUAAAAGUGCACAAACACAGAAGUCUCCUCCGCCGGGCACUUUUAAAAACAGUAGUUGAAUAGUUCAUCGUGUUUCCAGGAAACGUCUCAGGAGAUUAUUAGGAAAUUACAUGUAACGUGUAAAACAAGUGUUACUGAAUAUUCUCGUCUCUAGAAGUGAACGCACCUCACGCUGGCUGUGACGUUAGAUCUCAGAGUCUGGCUUCCGGCUUCUUUCGAGGCAUUUCAAGUGUUUUUCCAGUCUUGUUUGGGCCCGUGUGAACACCUCAUGUUCAGAGGCCGUGUGCUUACUACCCACGAUUCUCCCUGUGUUAAUUAGAUACAUACGGAAAUGUACUCUGUGACAAAACAGGCAGUGGGAAUGAUGUUGGUGCAUGCCGAUUCCCUGCAUCGCACUGAGAGAAUGGAGUGGCGUCUCCACCGUCGCACCGUUCGCUCACUGUCAGUUGAAUGAUUUCAUACUUGCUGCUAUUGAAUGAGCACAAAGAGAUUUUAGAGUUUGGUUUAGCGUGUCCACGACACAAAUACAGUAUAUUGUUACCACACAUCCCCGGUUUUUUUCUCACCUUUUUUUUUUUUUUCCUACGACAGUCAGAAAAACCAACAGUGUUACUCACCUUGCACUUGGUUUUUACAUAUACAAGGAAAAAAAAAACUUUGAAUAUGAUGCCUGCUGAACCAGGUGCCUUAAUCAAAUAUACGAGAACACAAAUCUGCACCUUCUGUCAGUCUGGAGGGGGUUUCCCUACAGAAACAAGGGGCUGGGUUUCCCAAAACCUUCACUUGAAAAAAAUGAAACCUCAUUUUAACCCCAAAUCAAGACUUUUUUGUAUAAUAAUCAGCCUUUAACAGCCUGCAAGACAAGCUGUUUGUCACGUACGGAUAGAAAUAUUCCCUUUUGAAGCGUUACUGAUUCAGAGCGUAGCCGAUAACUUGUAAAGCUAAAUUUUUGUUUUGGGAAACCUGGUUCUGUUUUUAUCUCUUUCUCUGCCCACUACGCCACAUUAUUGUGUUUUCUGUAUUGGCUGCUGCUGCUAUCACCGCUGGUGUGUCCGUGUAGAGAAGAGCAAACUUCCACUGUGUUUGAGGCAGAGGGAGACUUGGACCUGCUUUGUACCUUGUCAAUUACAAUGUAUUCUUCUUCUUCUUCUUCUUCUUCUUCUUCUGUGGUUUCGACAUGGAGCACCGUGUUGCUGCUCUCUUGACCUUUUUUGAGAAAGAAAAAAAACAAACAAAAACAAACAAAAAAAAAAGCAUAAAACAGAACUUUCCGUUUCUUAACUUUGCUAUUAUGAAGUGCCAGACCCUCCUUGAAGUCAGUGUUGGCACUGUGUCGCAGGCGAGCGAGUGAAGCGACAAACUGAGCAUGGAGGUAAACUGUGGUGCUAAUCUGUCCGUGGCUGGGUGCUAACAUGGCUGUGUUUCAACAACAAAAAACGACAAAAAAAAAAAGCUGUAUUAGCCAUAUUAUUCCUUCUGUUGACGACUCUGGUCAAUCUCGUGUUUCCGACUGCUGCACUGCUGUAUGCUGACAUAGCGAGGUAUAACUCUGCUGCUGCUGCUUUGCUGAUGAAUGUAGACUAGUCUUCCUCAGCAGGAUCAUACAGACAGAUGCGGUUGUCUGGUGGAGCUUUUUCCUGUUGUUCUUCUUCCCGUUAGACUUUGUUCAGAGGGAGACUCUUGUCGUCAGGAUCCAGAAAGAUCGUGAUUAUAUGUUUUAAACCUUUUUUUUUUUCUUUUUGAUUAAUCUUGUGGAUUGAUAUUUAUGCUCUGACUCUGUCAAAUGUUGCAGGUUUGAAUUUUUUUUCUCCUAAAUUAUAUUUUAUAUCCUUUUUUUUCCCCCUCCCCUGAUCCCAGUGUUCAAACCGUUUCUUUGAUAUUUAUUUGUUUUGUCCUAAAAUUGAACAUGUGAGGAGAUAAUUUCUUUAAAUUUAUAGCUUUUCCUCUGAAGCAGGUUUUAGCAGGAGUCUGAGGCUUCACAGGCAGGAAGUCAAAGUCACAGUGAAACAAGAAAAACUAAAAAUACAAUAAUUCUUUUCUUGCAUUUGUGAAUGAAAUAUUUUACUAGAUCCAGUCUGUAAUAUUACCUCAUCGUGUACCACAGAUAAGAUUGGUUGUGAGGACAAUCAUCAAUUAAUGUUUACACUAAAUAGAUCAGACUGUAAAACACCUUACUUUGACAGAGAAAUUCCAGUUAAUCAGUUUAAAAAUAACUGAACUCAUUAAGUAAUAGAUGCGUUAAAAUAAAUGCAUUAAAAAGCUAAAUAAGACGUAAAUGAAGCAGCUCAUCAGGCAGACUUUGAGCCCAAGUUCCCUCUUUUACUGUAAUAAUAUCCAGCUGUUUUAUCCAAUAAUAAAAGGAACAACAAAACAAAUGGCAUUAACAUUUACAGAGUAAUGUGACGGACUAUUUCUUGUCAGUGACUUCCUGGAGUCCAGAGAGCAAUUUAGUCAUUUUCUUUAGUGCUGACAGAGAAAUCAACAGCCUGAAUAUGAAAAUAUAUCUGAACACAAGAAGGUAAUUGAAUAAUAAUAAAGGAUUAUGAUCCACUGGCUCCCAACCUGAAGGUCCAAAAGCUUCACAGGGCGAUGUAACGUCUCCUCGAUGUGUUCAAGUGUUCAAGAAACCUUGUAAAGAAUAUAAACUGUCGGCCUUCUGCAGUUAAAACAACCAACGAGCUGAUGGAACAAUGAAGAAAACACUAGAAAUAGAAGCUUGUUUGUAUUGUUAUUCAAAAAUAGGAAUAAAAAACAGACAUAAUACAGACAGAGAAUUGCAUAAAAUGUUCCUAAAAAUAUCAACCAGCCUCUCAUCUCUUAUUUAAUAUUGGAAUAUGAAGCGAAAUAUACAUCUUCAGUUUGCUUGGUGAUAGAAAAUGUGUUCUUUAAGGAGAAAGUUUGGGAACGGCUGUAAUCAAAUAUCGAUCCUUCGGUAUCCUAUCACGUUAUACGUUCUGACCUGGUGCCAGUCAGAAGGAUCAGAGCUGCUGUUUCAUGGUGACCUUGAGUUAUCGUCUGUGAAGCCCUGGAAGCGUCGUGUCACUGGAGGUCUGGAUCGGUCAGGCGGAACCAGAACCACCUCUGACACAACUCUUCUCCUGUCAGGACUCUGGAUCGAGGAUCAGGUGAAGUUAGGAGGCAGCUCGCCGGCUCUCUCUAACUUCUGUGUCAGACAUUUUUUUUAGAAAUCUGAUCAGUUUUCUGGGAAAACUGCGGCAGAGAUGUUGUGUUUUGUUUUGUUUUGUUCUGAGAAGGGCUUUGGUUUCGCAGUCGUCUCGUCAGGGAGCUCCUGAGAUUAGCCAGGGGUCACUUAUAGGCUGGUGGGCAGAGACCCCUCACCCUCCCCUGCUAUGAACGACGAGGGGAGGAUGAUUUCCUCUUCCGCAGACUGAUCUUACUAAAGCAAAACAACGACACCCGAGAUAACAAAAACAAAAACCCCUCUUUUCAUAGCGACACACGUCCUGCUCAUCAUCCAACACUGCAAUGACUUACAUCUCCCUCCAGACUUCCCAAAACACAUGGAGCGAGAGACAUUUAACAAGAAAAAAGAAAAUCCUAAAGCAUCUUUAUUUUUUUUUCUUUUUCUAUUUUUUUCUUCUUUAGAUUCUUUAGCGACAGACAAGAAAUCCAUACAAGUCCAAACAUGUAGAGGAUGUGGGAGUUAUCGGUCAUCCUGAGCUCCACAGCUACAUGCCACUGUAACGAUGCUUCUGGUCUUGUAUGGUAACUUAUUUGAUUAGAUCGACAGCAUGGGAUCUUUCUGUAGUUAGUCCUGUGUGUGUUCCUCUCCCCAGUCUCAGUAGGAACGGCUGUACUUCAUUGCUAAGUGCUCUACAAUAGAUCUCUUGGGGAAUUAUAAUUUCAUAAAGAAGCAAAACCUGCAGAACGUGUAUCCUGCUGAAACUAACUUGAUCCUCUCUUUAGCAAUGACGUCUAUAUUUGUAGUUCACAUAUAUGCCUGUUCGAAUACAAUAUCUUGACAGUUGUUAUAUUUAUGUUGUGUAAUAAAUGUCGUGCUGGGUUUAUACUUUUGUUUUAUCUAACUUUUUCUUUUUGUUUUACAUCGUAUUUUUUUGUUUUUUUGUUUUUUCUCGGAGGCACAGUGGGUGGUUUUAUGCACAGGCGUGGAAAUCUACAAGGUUUCCUUUUGUUUUCUUGGAUUGUACUGUAACAACUCAUUCUGUUUCAGAGCUUCUGACAGUUUUUGUCUCUGGCUGCUCGACAUCCUGCGGACACCUGCCCUGAAUCUCUGUCGUGUUAUUGUGCCUCUCUCUCUCUUUUUCUUUCUUUUUUUUUCUUAUUUUUUAAAUCAUUCUUUCACUGUUGUAUCAGCCAGGAGUUGGUACCACAGCUCUGCUUGUAACCACAACAAUAGUCUGAUUAUGUUUAUUGAUUUUAAUAUCAAAAUAAUAAAACCAUUAGCACCCCA